Messenger RNA from Archocentrus centrarchus (flier cichlid), 2767 nucleotides. RefSeq names its product SIL1 nucleotide exchange factor (gene sil1). NCBI's taxonomy places the organism in Eukaryota, Metazoa, Chordata, Actinopteri, Cichliformes, Cichlidae. Gene Ontology annotation, cellular component: endoplasmic reticulum. The transcript is spliced from 12 exons. The record is from RefSeq and is a predicted model, not a curated record. Gene Ontology annotation, molecular function: adenyl-nucleotide exchange factor activity. Bases 428 to 1825 code for a protein of 465 amino acids.
UUUUUUAAUUGGCCGGGGCUUUCUUUAGUGCGUGUGUCCCCUCAGGGCCACCGUAUUUUGCCUUUAUGGUCAUAGCAAACUGCGGUUUUAGCUUAAUGUUCUUUUUUCUUUUCUUUUUUUCUUUCCUAUGUUGAACAGACUUGUGCCGUCUCCGUCUGACUGUAGGCCACCAACAGCUGCGGUAUCAUAUUACAUAUUACACUGUGUAGAUAUAUAACACUGGACAUCAGCAGGUGUCAUAAAUACUGCAGCGCAAAGAAGACAGCUUUACGUGGACCAAUGAGCAUUAAGCGCAAAGUGGCAGAAGCUUUCGGAUGUGUGCGGGAACUGUCAGAGUGACUGCGUGGGUUAAAGGGGGUAAAGAUAGCGAAAGCAACGCGCAUCGCUUCUGUUUCGCUGUGACCCUUUAAACACCAGAACAGUCACCAUGACGCUGAUAUCCUCACAUGCUGGAGGAGCCUCAUUCAUCAUCGUGUUCCUCGUAGUGCUGCAUUGCUGUCACAUAGCUAGCAUCCUUGGCCAAAAGUCUGGAGGUGCUUUAAUUGUGGUGGAGAACACAGAACAUGAGGGCAAAGGAGGUGAUGAAGAGGAGGAGGUGACAGUCGGUGAUAGUGAUGAUGAUGACGAAGGGGAUUUAGAGGUGGUCCAACCUACUGAGCAGUGGCAGACACUUAAACCAGGUCAGGCAGUGCCACCAGGUUCCCAUGUGAGGCUCAAUCUGCAGACGGGUGAGAGGGAGGUCAGACUGGGAGAAGAGCAGCUCAAAUAUUGGACACAGGAGCACAGGGAGAGAGAGGAGAUCCAGUCUGCCAUAAAUCCUGAUGAGCUGAAACGAGCCAUGAAGAAGAUAAAGGAGGACUUGAAGCUUGCAAGCAAAGACACAGACCAGAAGGACUCUGUGGCUUCUCAGUUUCGUACAGUGGAGGAGUUAAAGAAGGACAUGGCUCAGCUGGACCUGCUGAUGGAGACGGAUGUUCAGAUAAUGAGGCGCCUGCUGGACCAGUUCAACAGCAGCAACUCCACUACUGAACAGAGACUGAGCAUCCUGAUGGAGCUGGAAUACCUGGUGCACCAGGUGGAUAAUGCUCAGACCCUGUGCUCCAUGGGGGGGCUCAAAUUCAUCCUAGAAGGUCUGAACAGCUCUGACUUCAGAUUACAGGAAGGCUCCGCCUUUGUCCUGGGCUCUGCUUUGGCCAGCAAUCCUGCAGUUCAGGUGGAAGCUGUGGAGAAUGGCGCUUUGCAGACUCUGUUAACCACACUGGCCACUGCUCAGCAGCUCAGAGUCAAAAAGAAGGUUCUGUUUGCAGUGGCUUCCCUCUUACGUCACUUCCCCUAUGCACAGCAUCACUUUCUGACCCAUGGUGGGCUGCAGGUCCUGUCAGAGCUGUUCAGGGCCGAUGAUGGUGGAAUUCUGCGUACACGCAUCGUCGCCAUGUUGUACGACAUAAUUACUGAGAAGGAGCUGAUCUCCCAGGCAGGUCUGGACCCAGGACUGGCCGCCUCCUCCCAUGAUGAGCGGCGGCGUCAGUACUCCAAGGUGUCCCUGAAGGAAGAGCUGUUGGAGAAGGGGUGGUGCACUCUGGUCCCACGGCUCCUGGAGGCUGCUGAGCAUGACUACAGAGAGAAGGCUCUCCGGGCUUUGCUGGCGAUGGCUCCUGUGUGUUUGGAUCAUUACCGUUCAGACAGCUCUCUGCAGGCUUCUCUGCACUCUCUGAAGCAGCAGUAUCAGGAAAUGAGCCAGUCAGAAAUGAUUCUUGGAGAAGAGAACAGCUACUUUGCAGAGAUUGUAGAGCUCAUAGAUGCACUGCAAGUCAAAAUGAAAUGACCAGAGGGUAAUACUUUAUGAACACGGCACACAAAGAAGAGCUGACACACUUAGUCUGUCGGGGUGAAACAAUCAAUUGCAGAUAGACCGAGAGCACCGCAAGGAAAUAAAGGACAAAAAGCACACCUUUGUGGACGUACUCAUUGAACUGACCCUGAAUGAGAUGGAUCUGUGGUUAGUCAGUGUGAACUCAACCAACUAAUACUUCAUGGGUGUUUUCCACAGUUCUGAAGGGGUUUGUAUGGAGCCUCUGAGAGGUCGCAAUCAGACUGUUGCUGUGAACCAUUUUACCUUAAAAUAACUUUGCAUUUUUCCUGAUCACUAUGGACACUUGGUGUUGGUCUCGUCCAGUUCCAGAUGCUUUAGGUGAUGUGCACAAGUUUAUUUACUCCUCAGCACCUAUUUUAAACAAAAUAUAGGUUGUAGAGCAGUGAGUGCAACGCUGAGACAGCACAGCCACCACUGCACACAUACGACUGAUCCCUGUGAACAGUGAUUCCUACGCUGUAUGUAGUCUCUUCUGGCUGCCAUUACAAAUGAAUGUAACCGAUUUCACAGUCACGGUGGCACAGUGAUAGCCUAUGGUGUCGUCCCCAAGCUACAAUUUAGACGGCAGCUGGGGCAUCAAGUUCACCAUACCCAGGAUAUCCUUUCCUGAACUGGCUUCACUUAACCUAACAUUAGCCGUGAGGUUAAGUGCUCACAAUGAAAGUGGAUAUUAAGCCAGGAUUUCCCAAUCUAGCUGUAAGUGUGAUUUUUAUGAAGACCACAGAGCUGUAACAUCAGCUCUGUUGUGCAGCUGAAGCAACACAACAGUUGUAUCCACAGCAGCAGUGUGUGAGUGAGGGAUGGAGUGAUGUACAUGUUUGAAUGUGUUUAAGCACUUUGGUGAGUCAGACUGAAUAAAGUCUAACUGAAGCCAGGACAGAUGGACUGUAAGGU